UCUCUGUCUCUCUAAUUUUUUUUUUUUUUACAAUAAUAUACAGAAGAAAGAGAAGGACCGUACUCGGUGCUUUCAACAAUGGAAGGGAAGUCAUCGCGCCCCAACCUUAAGCGCUCUAUCUAUGACGUCCAAGACGACGCCGACGAUGACAACAAACCUCCCGCGCAAAAGAGGGUCAGGUUUCCGAAGGGUAAGAAGGUUAAGCCAGGAGAUGAAGGGGUGGACAGAGGUCAAGCUGAUGAAGCCCCGAGCGAGGUACCGAAUCCUCGCCUUGCUGCUAAAGAGCGUGCAAAGCGUCGGAAUCAGAUCACUGCUGAACUGUUUACUGAAGAAAGUAGAGGCAUAAUUAAUGAUGUCACGGCAGCUGAAGUUGCUUACAUGGAUAAUGAGAACUUUGUUGAGGAUGGGAUUCAAAUGGAACCCUUCAAUCUAGAAAGAGAGAGGGAAGAAGGUUAUUUUGAUGCAGAUGGAAAUUUUGUUGAAUAUGUCAACGAUAAGGAAAUUAAGGAUGCGUGGCUUGAUAGUGUUGACGUUGAACCAAAAUAUGCUGGAAAAGGCUCCAUUGUGACAAGCAGUGAAGAUGACGUCGAUGAACUGUCUUCUGAAGAUGUCGGAAAGAUGAAGAGGCGUAUCGUUGACCUACUUGAGCCAGGAGAAACGGUUUUACAAGCUUUGAGAAGGUUAAAGGGGGCUUCAAACAACAGGAAGGAGAAGAUGUCAGCUGAAACAAAGCUGGUAUUUGACCAGCUCACUGAAGAUGCAAUGAAGCUGAUGGAGAAUGGUGAAUAUGAUGUGUAUCAUGAAAAGCGGGAGGUUUUUGAGCGAGAGGCAGAAGGUUAUGAGAGGUUAGCCAAGGCAAGAGGGGAAGGCACAUCAAUAAGUGCUGGUCAGGGGGAUUCUCAUUAUUCCAACAUGGAGCAGGGCUUGCUGUCUGAUGUAACAGAUCCUGGAGUAGCCUCUAAAGUGCUCCCUGAUCAUGUUGUGGAUACCUUGAACCCAAAUGCACCUACUGCUGAAACAUCAAGCAAUGAUGCCGAUGCUUAUGAUAUGUUCGCUGAGGAUGAUGAACAUGCUACUGCCGAACCAUUGUUUGGUGGCAGUAAUGUGGUUUCUGAUCCUAAUACUGAUACAGCAAACCAACCAUCAGCAGACAUCCUAAACGCUGAUUCAGGAAGUGGAAGUUUGAAUAGUGAUUAUGCAUAUGACGAGUCCUCUGGGUACUACUAUAGCAGCAGUUUGGGGUAUUAUUAUGACCCAUCUACAGGACUUUUUUGUUCUGCAGCAACAGGGCAAUGGUAUUCAUAUAAUGAGGAGACAGGCACAUAUGAUGUUCAUCAGGUUGCAUCCAAUGGGAACUAACGAAGGAGAGAAUUUUACUUUUUCAUUUUGGACUUUGUACCGUUCAUGGAGCUUAGAGUUAGCUGUGAAAUUGGAUAGAUAGGUUGGGAACCGAAACCAGUUCUCCUUGAAUGGAAACGCAUCUUUAAUUAUCGAUUUUCUUGCGCUAGGUCACGCUAUCUUAUGUUGUGUCAAGACAACAUCAAGUUAGCUGUUUAUAUUGUGGCUAGAUAUUGCUGUCUUCCGUUUUCGGGUGAUUACUUGGAGGCUUCGAAUGGUUUUUCCGUUCAGAUCAGUGGAUUAUCAGUUUUGGUUGAUCCAAAACCAUCCCU
Juglans microcarpa x Juglans regia is the source of this 1670-nucleotide messenger RNA. RefSeq names its product CD2 antigen cytoplasmic tail-binding protein 2. The coding region runs from base 79 to 1359 and encodes 426 amino acids. The transcript has 10 exons. Gene Ontology annotation, cellular component: U5 snRNP. NCBI's taxonomy places the organism in Eukaryota, Viridiplantae, Streptophyta, Magnoliopsida, Fagales, Juglandaceae. The record is from RefSeq and is a predicted model, not a curated record.